AUGGAUGUGUUGUUGAUUGAGAUGAUUAAGAAAUUUACUAGGGAUGGUCCUGUGAUUUUCCCUGCUCUCAAAUCACUUUUUACCGGCGACAUUGUGAUUGGUACCACCAAUUAUAUCAACCUCAUCAUUAUGUGCCCUGUCCUGGAAGAAUUGUUCAUACGUAACGACGAAGGAGACAACCCGCCAAGUUGGAUUAGACGUUUGCAAAGUUAUUGCUUGAAGCGACUUGUGAUUUAUUUCCAUGUUCCCAAAUAUAGAAAGGUUUAUGAAGAUGAAGUUGCGGUCAUGGCACCUAAUCUUACUUACUUUGAAUAUUCUGGGUAUGUCUCCAGUUUUUAUAUGUUGUCGAGAAUGCGCUCGCUUGUCGAAGCUAAACUAGAUCUUCGACUGUGGGAGUUAACCAUCCGUUAUGAUGAUGAUUAUGAGGAUGGACACCGUUCAGUGAAUGGUUUUAAUGUUAUCUUUGGUAAUACUACCUUUCUCCUUGAUGUCAUAAGCCGCAACGUUAAGACCCUUCAUUUGUCUCCUCAUUCUCUAGAGGUUAGUUUCUCUCUACCUCCUCAUUGA
Brassica oleracea var. oleracea is the source of this 567-nucleotide messenger RNA. RefSeq names its product putative F-box protein At1g64540. The record is from RefSeq and is a predicted model, not a curated record. Bases 1 to 567 code for a protein of 188 amino acids. NCBI's taxonomy places the organism in Eukaryota, Viridiplantae, Streptophyta, Magnoliopsida, Brassicales, Brassicaceae. The transcript has a single exon.